GCCUAGGGGAGUAGAUCAGCAGAAUCGAAUCACCUUCACGGCUUCGCCUUCGCCUUCGUCUUUUCUUGCCUUCGCCUGCGUCUCUUCUCUCAGGUGGUCGGCUGAAGCUCGCUCUUUCUCGCCUCUCUCUCACCCUCACCAAGUCACCGUCGUCUCUUCUCUGCUCAGCUCGCUGCCUAGCCGUCGCUCGUCUGACUUCACCUUCGUCUCUGCUCAGCUCGCUCUCGCCUCACUUCACCUUCGUCUUCUCGGCCUUGGGUCUAGGCCAGGCGCCUUCAUCUUUCUCUCGCUGUCGUCACUCAGUCCUUCCACUAAAGAAUGGAGGAGAGCGGAGGAGAUAUGUAGUUUAUUGAAGCCCUUUGAUAUAAAUCAUAAUCCCACCACAAUACCAUGGCUCGACCUUUGACCGAUGGAGGGGAGCUGCUGUUGAGGUCAUAACUCGUAAUAAUAAUGGGAGGAAAUGUUGCCGGAGUUGGAGAGAUUCGAUGGAGAAGACAUGGUGACCUCGUUGAUAGUGGAGGGGCAUCCAUGUGUUUGAAGGGUUGACAGAAGCUGAAAGUUAUUGUAAUAGGAGGGAGAAGAAGUAGUUGAAGGGACUGUUAGUGUUUUGCUGGAGCCUUGAAGAGUUUGAAGCUCCAGAACCUUUUUUGUUGAGCAAGUAAUGGCUUGGAGGUCUUGCUCCCGCGCUAGCUUCCUCUCAUGUAUUCUAAGGUCUGCAAAAUCACAAUGGCUACCAGUAUCCAAAGGCCAGAAACACUUUAUGAAUCCUAUUGCUUUACGGAGUUGUUGUGAUAAUGGGUCUCUGUUGAAUUUUCAAGGAUUGAGAUCAUAUGCUCGUGGUGGACCCAGAAAAUAUGAUCUCUUUGGAAGUGGAAUACCAGGGGGCAAAGAGUUCAGAGAAGCUUGGGCCAAAGAGAUGGAAGAAGAUAACACUCUGUGGACUGGAAGUGAGGAUGAAAGUGAUGGAGAAAAGGACUCGGAAAGUCGUCUCAAAAAAGAAAUUCGGAAAGUAAGACAGCAAGCUAAAGAGCAUUCAGACCUGAUUGAUGCUGAUGACAGUGAUGAGCUAAGAAGUGUUUGGUCUGGCAGUGAUGAAGAGAAGACACUAUGGACUGGUGAUGAAAUGGAUAGUGAUGAUGAUAUUCCCACAGAACCUUACCCAAACGAAAGCAGUGACAAAUACAUAGAUAAAUUAUUCGAGUUCGAAGAAAUGCCAAAGUAUCGGACAAUUUCAGAGUUGCUGAAAUCUGAACAAGAACCUGAGGAGCUGUCCCCAGGGAAAAAAGCAAGGAAGCUUGCAGUUGAGAAUGCUUUGAAGAAAUUAAAGAAGGGUCCUGAUGGGCGAUACACUAAUGUGUGGGAGGUCAUGAGUGAUAUUGACAUUCUAAUUGGAGCAUUUGAGAAUGUUGUUUCAGGACCAGAGUACGCAGAGCUGAGACAAGGAGGGCCUAAGAAACUGAAUAUUCAGUUCUUCAAGGAUAUACAAGCACGCAUGAGAGAUCCAAAUUACAAGUUUUCACCAGAGUUAAAAUUGAAGCCAAAGAGUAAACUGGUUUCCAGAAAGAAGUGGCAAAAGGCACAAUCUAGGAGGAGGAAAGCACAAAAAAGAUAAGUUAUUGUCUCGAGAUAAAGUCAAGUUGCUUGUAUGAUGUUCGUAUCAAUAUCAUGUUAAACUAAAUGACAAAAGAACCAACAUCAAUUAUUUUGACAACACAAUACUUAAAAAAUCAUCAAUCUUUUGGGAAAUAA
Messenger RNA from Prosopis cineraria, 1749 nucleotides. RefSeq lists its product as uncharacterized. The transcript has 5 exons. The record is from RefSeq and is a predicted model, not a curated record. NCBI's taxonomy places the organism in Eukaryota, Viridiplantae, Streptophyta, Magnoliopsida, Fabales, Fabaceae. Bases 662 to 1612 code for a protein of 316 amino acids.